AGGGCUGUCUCUGGCAGGAACCAAGAAAAGGCAGCCAGUCCUGAGGGGCUGCAUGUGCUGCACUGCUGGGACCUCGGAGCAAGGGUUAUACUGCACUCUGCUGGUUAGCAGGCUUGUCUGACAAUGUUAGCAGAAGCUUUCCUACCUGGUAUCCUGUACCGAGAACACACUAAGCCAUACAAACCGCACAUAUGUAAGCAGAACCCCAAAGAGAAAAAGGAAACUUGGACAAACCAGCUUUUGGAGAGUGAAGAAGCUAAGCUUCUGUCCACUGAGAUGAAAAGGCCAGACCAAGGUAGGCCUACAAGCCACCCAGAGCACAGUAAGGAUGUGUGCCUGCAGAAAUCAGCAGACCGGGUGGUGAUGCAGGGCCAGCAGAGUGCAGCCCUCCAGGGUAAUGCAUCUGCAGCUUGGCAGAUCCCCCAAAGAGCCCCACCAGAAGAAAACGAGCUGGAUCUGUAUCGCUCGUGGUCCUGCACCAGCAUCUGCCAGAAUUAUCCUGAUCUCCAUAUCGGGGGGAAUCGUGUGGGGCAUGCUUACGAUUCUGGUUGUUUCAUGGACCAUGUCCAUGAUGAGGCUUUCACUGGGCCUCUGCUUCUCUCAGAGGACAUCCCACUGGGCCAUUCUUCCAUCCCCAGCAGGCCGCCCUCUGUGGCAUACAAGUUCCCACCUGGGGAUGAGGUUCGAGAAAGAAGCAUCCUCCUGCACAAGCAGCCCCUGUCCAACUCACUGCUUAACAUCUAUGUGGAAAAGAAGGUGGAUGAGCUCUACAAGCAGGUUUUUGAAGAGAACCUGACCCGGUGCCACUCUGUGACCAGUCUUGUGGCUUCCAAUCUACUGAUGAACAACUUGAAUCACAUAAGCUUUCAGAUCUCACAAGAGCAAAACAUUGAGGUGUCCCGAGCUCGAGAGGCCCUCUUACAGUCUAUGGCUUUGCGCAGUCUGUACUAUGCUUCCAAAGGAAACAGCUCAGAGCUCAGCACUCCCAACCUGCAGAUCUCCAGUCAGACAAAGUGGGAGAAGUUGCCGAAGGUGUAGAUGAUACCCUUUGGCUGCUGCUGGGGCAGAAGACUGACUGCCCCAGUAGCCUUUUCAAAUCAGGGAUGGGGGAGGAGGUAUUGUUGCAUGUGGGGAGACAUUUCUGGAGUCCUCAAAGUUGACAAGUGCUUUUCUCAUAUCAACCCUGGUGUAGUGGGAAGGUGCUGAAUUUGGCUUUUUUGGACCCACUUUGAAAUUGCCUGCUACCAUUAUGACAGGAACACCAACUUGCAGAAUUGUUCAGCUGGAAAAGACCUUCGAAGUAUGUAGUCUAACCCAGAACCAAAAAAACAAAAAACAAAAAACCCUAAUCCUUACUAUACCACACUCAACAAAGGGAUGUCCAGCUUUCGCUGUGAAGCCCUACAGGAAUGGAAGGAACCGCCUGCCUCCUGAGGCCUCCCAUUGCACUUCUGGAAGCCUUUCAUUCCAUCAGACCUGGACUUGCCCCUUUGCAACUUGUGCCCUAUAUUUCUAGUUUUGUCUUUUGGGGCCAAACGGAACAAGUCAAAUGUCUUUUCCUAAUAAAAGUCCUUUGAAUACUCGAAGAGAGUAAUCAUGUUCCCCCAGUCUCUUCUCCAAACUAAACCUUCCUGUUUCCUUUAACUGAUUCUCAUAUGGCGGAGACUCAAGGCCUCUUGUACACCAGUAGGGGAUGUUGCAGAGGGGAGUCCUUUUCAGGUAUGGAUUGGAUGGUCACUGAAAGCCCUUCCAACUGAGAUCCUGGGAGGCUGGAAUUCUGUGCACUUGCUUCCCUCUUUGGGCCUCAGUUUCCUAAUCUGUAAAAUAGCCUUGAAGAUCCCUUCAAGCUCUUAGUCUCUGGUCCUAUUUGUGGAGAGCAAGUACUAUUAGCAUCAUUUUACACAUGAGGAAACCACGGCCUAAGAAAGUUCAAGUGACUUUCCUGGUGUAACAUUUCGUGGAACUAAUGGAGCCAGGACUCAGUGUCAGGUCUUCUGACUACAAGACAGCUGGAUGGAUCUAUCCACUACAGUCUGAAGCCCCCUUCAAAUGAUAAACUCUUGUGUUUUGGGACAGAGGUAUCUUUGAGAUGCUCGAUUGCUUUUUGCUUCCAAGGGAUGCCUGCUUCAUUUGUUCCCUGACUUCCCCUUGCCUCUGCCUUCCCUUUGGCAGCUUCAUUUGCCACUAAGGUCAGGGAAGCUUGGGCAGCUCAGACAGCCAGGGUCAGCAUACUCCCUUAGCACCCUCUUUGCAGUCCUGCAGUGAAGCAUUCCAAGGGAUGGGA
Messenger RNA from Trichosurus vulpecula (common brushtail), 2284 nucleotides. Its product is annotated as protein CXorf21 homolog. The transcript is spliced from 2 exons. Gene Ontology annotation, biological process: regulation of toll-like receptor signaling pathway. The record is from RefSeq and is a predicted model, not a curated record. Bases 124 to 1038 code for a protein of 304 amino acids. NCBI's taxonomy places the organism in Eukaryota, Metazoa, Chordata, Mammalia, Diprotodontia, Phalangeridae.